Dendroctonus ponderosae (mountain pine beetle) is the source of this 1203-nucleotide messenger RNA. RefSeq names its product ribosomal RNA-processing protein 7 homolog A. Lineage: Eukaryota; Metazoa; Arthropoda; Insecta; Coleoptera; Curculionidae. Gene Ontology annotation, molecular function: nucleic acid binding. The record is from RefSeq and is a predicted model, not a curated record. Gene Ontology annotation, cellular component: CURI complex; UTP-C complex. The transcript is spliced from 2 exons. Gene Ontology annotation, biological process: rRNA processing; ribosomal small subunit assembly. The coding region runs from base 396 to 1130 and encodes 244 amino acids.
CAUGAUACUGUGGCGAACUCUAUCCGCCUAUCGAAACGCCGCAGAUCUUAGUGGGUGAGAUAUAGCUGGCGUUUCGAUUGGAGUUGCUACUUCAGAAGUUGCGCAUAGAGUUCGCCACAGUAUCAUGACCUAGAAGUGAGUGUUUUCGAAACAGAAUAAAUCCUGGUAGAGAUGGCAAUUUGAACUCUUGAAAUUAUUAUUAUAGCUAAAUAAUACUAAACAAUAUUAAUGUAAAUAAUAAUAAUAAUUUUUAAAAUCCAACUGCAAAAUUGCUGUUUAAUUUGAAAGUUGCGGAGUAGUUGCAAAGGUAACUAACUAGAGGGGGCCUGAAAUAACUCAAAAAUCCAUCAAGCAAAAGUUAGGUUAAUUCACCGCUAUUCCAGCUGUAAACAACAAUGUGUUCCAAGACAAUUCAGGGCUUUAAAGCCGUCACAAUUAGGCUCCCCGAUGCCGACACUCACCCGCACGAAAUUUUCCUAAAGGAGCACUCAUUGCGGCACUAUGAAGACGACAAACCGCCUGGAAGAACUUUGUUUGUGUUGAACAUUCCCAGUUACUUUGAAAACAAACAUGUGCAAAGUUUAUUUUCAGCUACAGCCCCCGUAACUAAAGUGAUAAUGCCCUCAAGUCCCGGCUUCAAAUCAGCCCAUGUGGUGUUUGCUAAGCCCGAAGGCCUUUCGAAAGUGCUGGCUUUGGAUGAGAUCCGGAUGAGCCAGAGUGGUGUAACAUUUGAAACUGGGCUGAGCAAAUGGGUGGAAGAGUAUAACAAUUCCAUUAGAAACCCAGAUGAGUUAGCGAACGAACUGAAUACUUUUAUGUUGAGAUACGACAAGUCUCAGGCGAAAUCCAGCAAGCAGGAAAAGAAGCUGUCGCAGGAAGUGGAUGAUGAGGGAUGGACUGUGGUGACUAAAAAAGGCCACAAGCCAGGCAUUGCAAAUAAGGAAAGCGUGAAAAUAAAACUCGCCGGAAAAAUCGUUGAGAAGAAACGGAAGAAGGAGCUGAAGAACUUCUAUACCUUCCAAAUAAAAGAGGGCAAAAUGAAGAAUCUAACCUUGCUACGGAAGAAUUUCGAAGACGCCAAGAAGAGGGUGGAGGCAAUGAAGAGCUCAAGGAAGUUUAGGCCCUAUUGAUCGAGAAGAAUGUUGAAUAAAUGAAAAUGUUGUAAAUACCAAAAUUCCAAUAAAUGCCCUAUUUUCCUUAGUA